This is a messenger RNA of Durio zibethinus, 2460 nucleotides long. Lineage: Eukaryota; Viridiplantae; Streptophyta; Magnoliopsida; Malvales; Malvaceae. The record is from RefSeq and is a predicted model, not a curated record.
UCAGUUAGCACUAAAUUGACAAUUAAACCCAACUCACUCAACGGUCGCAAUUAUAUUCGUGACACUCCAACCAUAUCCCGACACGUCAACAUUACAAUCUCCAUCGUGAAACACUCUUCCUGUCACCCAACACUCAUUCUUUAUCCUGAAAAAUGUAAAAUUAGAAACAGGCACUGAGUUAGUAGCAGCGAACUCUUCUUGCUCUUCUUCUAAACGGAGAAGAAAAAAGAAGGCAAAUGAAAUCCUAACUUCCUCUUUGGUUUUCUUCUUUAUUUACAAUCAUGCCUUCACGGUUUUCGCCACCAGAAAUUGAGGUGGAGACGCCACAGCAGCAACAGCGUCACCACCACAGAAACUCUCACCUCCUACCCCCAGUACUCGCUGCUGCCAUAACUAUAACUAUAAUCCUUUUAACCGUCUUAACCAUCUUCAUCUACCGGAAGCUCUCUCGCAACCGCACUGCUCCAUCGGAAUCUCCAAGCCACCGUCACUGCCGCCGCUUCUCAUACUCCCUGCUCCGUCGAGCCACUUCCUCUUUUUCCCCUGCCAACCGGUUAGGACACGGCGGAUUCGGCUCGGUUUACAAAGGAACUCUCCCUUCAUCAUCUCAACCACUCGCAAUCAAGGUUAUGAACUCAACAGAUUCAUUGCAAGGAGAGCGUGAAUUCCACAACGAACUUUCUCUCUCACGCGCCUUGGAUUCUCCCUACAUUGUUCCUCUCAUUGGGUUCUCUUCAGAUUCUAGAAGACGAAGGUUCCUUUUGGUUUACGAACUGAUGGAAAAUCGGAGCGUGCAAGACGCGUUGUUGGAUAGGAAAUGCGAAGAUCUAAUGGGGUGGAGUAGAAGAUUUUUUGUUAUAAAUGAUGUGGCUAAAGGGCUUGAGUAUCUGCAUCAUUUUUGUGAUCCACCGGUUAUUCAUGGAGAUAUUAAGCCAAGUAAUAUUCUUUUGGAUGGAGAAUUCAAGGCCAAGAUUGGUGAUUUUGGACUUGCUAGAUUGAAAACGGAGGAUCUAAUUGAAGGUCUUGAAGAAGGUGAAGUUUUGAGGAAAAAAGAUGUCAGUGGAGAAGAUAACGGAUCGAUUUUAGAAGAAACAGAGAGUGUUUUGACUGGGUUUGAAGAAGGGGCGAGUUUGAUUGUUGCUGACAGGUCACCAGAGAGCUGUGUGCUCAAAGUUUUGGAUUCGGAGCCGUCGCCAGGUGUGUCAGUGUCACCGGAGAUGGGAGUGGAAAAAGGGAGUGUUUUGUCUGAAGGGUUCUUUGAUAAGAUUAGUGUGGAAAGUGGGAGAGAUUUGGUUAGUAAUAAAAAGGGUGGUUCGAGAAGAGAUUGGUGGUGGAAGCAGGAUCCUGGAGGUGGGUCUGAAUCAGGGAGAGUUAAAGACUAUGUUAUGGAAUGGAUUGGGAAUGAGAUUAAAAAAGAAAGACCCAAAAGUGAAUGGUUUGCUUCUCCAUGCUCAGUUGAUAACAUUAAUGACAGUAAGGGUUCGACUUUGGAUGUUGAGCAGAAGAAGGAAAAGACUCGGAAGAAGGAGAGGAAUAGGAAGCCGAGAGAGUGGUGGAAAGAAGAAUUUUGUGAAGAACUAACUAAGAAGAAGAAAAAAAAGAAAAGAGGACUUAGUUCGAAUGAUAAUGGAGAAUUCUGGUGGCAAAGAGAUGAAGAAAUGAUAGAAAGGAAAAAGAAGAAGAGUAGUAGAGGCAGCAUUGAUUGGUGGUUAGAAGGAUUUAGUGGUGAAUUCAAAAUUGGCAGAAGAAAUAGCCAAGAUUGGGCAAGUGGGGAUAUACCAAAGAGCGGUGGGAUCAGUAGUACUCCGAGCAUGAGAGGAACAGUUUGUUAUAUUGCGCCUGAGUAUGGUGGUGGUGGUUUACUUUCAGAGAAAUGUGAUGUUUAUAGCUUUGGGGUGUUGGUUUUGGUUAUAAUAUCUGGCCGUAGGCCUCUCCAAGUGACUGCCUCGCCAAUGUCUGAAUUUGAGAGAGCAAAUUUGAUUUCUUGGGCAAGGCAGCUGGCUUACAACGGGAGGCUUUUGGAACUUGUUGAUCCCUCUAUUCAUUCACUGGAUAAGGAUCAAGCAUUGCUUUGUAUUACCAUUGCAUUGCUUUGUCUGCAAAGAUCACCAAGCAAGCGGCCUACCAUGAAAGAGAUUGUGGAGAUACUUUCUGGUGAGGCUGAGCCACCACAUUUGCCUUUCGAAUUUUCGCCUUCGCCACCACCGAAUUUCCUGUUUAAGUCCCGGAAGAAGGCUGGGUGAGUGGUUGGAUUUCUGAUACUAGCAUUUUGAUUAACUGUAGAGUGUGUACCUAGUUGUAGGUCAUUUUAUUACUACUUGCUUAUGUAGAAAUAGUUGCAAAAUGGAGAAAAAAAGUUGCUCACAUUAUCUCGUUAAGACGUCUCUUUUUGCUUGUUUUGUUUUUCAUUUUGCUUAUUCUUUUCUGUGUUUGCUUGAGUCUACAGGUGCUCCUUUAACG